This is a messenger RNA of Haliotis rufescens (red abalone), 525 nucleotides long. Its product is annotated as histone-lysine N-methyltransferase SETMAR-like. Gene Ontology annotation, molecular function: nucleic acid binding. The coding region runs from base 1 to 525 and encodes 174 amino acids. The transcript has a single exon. NCBI's taxonomy places the organism in Eukaryota, Metazoa, Mollusca, Gastropoda, Lepetellida, Haliotidae. The record is from RefSeq and is a predicted model, not a curated record.
AUGAUUCGGAGAACAAAUGGAGAGUCGAUGGAAUGGAAACACGCCACUUCUCCAAAGACAAAGAAGUUCAAAGCCACCAGAUCCACCAAGAAGGUUUUGAUGACCAUCUUCUGGGACAGCAAAGGAGUGAUUCACAUCGACUACCUGCCCCAUGGCACCAUAAUGAAUGGGGAGUAUUACGCCAAGUUAUUGAAGCAGGUGCGCCAAUCCAUUAAGGUGAAACGCCGUGGAAAAAUCCGUCGUGGGAUUCUGCUUCACCAGGACAACACACCAGUCCACACGAGCCAUGUUGCAAUGACAGCUGUGCAAGAAUGUGGCUACGAACUCCCCAGUGACUUCCACCUCUUUCCCAGGCUGAAAAAAAACCUCCGGGGCCGGAGAUUUGAAGAUGACAAUGAGCUAACUGUUGCUGUGGAGGGUUGGUUAGGGGACCAGAAUGUUGACUUCUACCGAUCGGGCAUCAGUGACUGGCAAACUAGGUGGAACAAGUGUGUGGAGUUGGGAGGGGACUAUGUUGAAAAAUAA